AUGGAUGUGGAGCACGGAUUCUAUCGGCAGGUGGAUGUCCAGGACCACGCUCACUACAUCGUUGCCUUCUUUGUCUUGGUGAUCGGAACAGUUGGUGUUACUGGGAACGCCUUGGUCAUGUACGCCUUUUUCUGUAACAAGAAGCUACGGACUCCCCCCAACUUUUUCAUCAUGAAUCUGGCAGUCAGUGACUUCCUCAUGGCAAUUACACAAUCACCCAUAUUCUUUGUUAAUUCUCUUUACAAAGGGUGGAUUUUUGGUGAAACAGGAUGUAAAAUGUAUGCCUUCUGUGGAGCUUUAUUUGGAAUCACCUCCAUGAUAAAUCUUCUGGCAAUCUCUGUGGACCGCUACAUUGUCAUCACCAAACCUCUGCAGGCCAUACAAUGGACCUCCAAGAGACGCACUUGCCUCAUUAUUGCCCUGGUCUGGCUGUAUUCUUUAGCCUGGAGCCUUGCACCGCUUUUGGGGUGGAGUUCAUAUAUACCAGAGGGCCUGAUGACCUCAUGCACGUGGGACUAUGUGACAUCUACUCCAGCCAAUAAAAGCUACACUUUGAUGUUAUGCUGCUUUGUGUUCUUCAUCCCUCUGGGCAUUAUAUCCUACUGUUAUCUGUGCAUGUUCCUGGCAAUCCGCCAUGCAAGCAGAGAUGUAGAGAAGUUGGGGUCUCAGGUGAGGAAGUCAACCCUGAUCCAGCAGCAGUCCAUCAAGACUGAAUGGAAGCUUGCCAAGAUUGCCUUUGUGGUCAUCAUAGUUUUUGUGCUUUCCUGGUCGCCCUAUGCAUGUGUCACCCUCAUCGCCUGGGCUGGAUAUGGAAACAUCCUCAAUCCCUACUCCAAAGCCGUCCCUGCUGUUAUAGCUAAGGCAUCGGCCAUCUACAACCCUUUUAUCUAUGCCAUCAUUCACUCCAAAUACAGGGACACCCUUGCAGAAAAGGUUCCCUGUCUACACUUCCUAGACCAGGCCCCCAGGAGGGACUGCAUAUCAGUGUCACACAGUGAGUCCUCCUUCAGGGACUCGGUGCUGAGCAGACAGUCAUCAAUCUCCAAAAACAAGUUUUACAGAGUUUCAUCCAUGUCUACGACAGACACACAGGUCUGGAGUGAUGUGGAGCUGGACCCUAUUGACCAGAGCCAUUGUUUGAGGUCGAGUUAUUCCCUUGGAGCUCUAAGGGACAAAGAGUACAAAAAAUUGGCUAAGCAGACCAAGGAAAAGGGAAGCCAAAGCCAGGAACAGGUAAGGUAG
Toxotes jaculatrix (banded archerfish) is the source of this 1242-nucleotide messenger RNA. It is a transcript of the gene opn4xa, whose product is annotated as opsin 4xa. Bases 1 to 1242 code for a protein of 413 amino acids. Gene Ontology annotation, molecular function: G protein-coupled receptor activity. Gene Ontology annotation, biological process: visual perception; G protein-coupled receptor signaling pathway. Gene Ontology annotation, cellular component: membrane. The record is from RefSeq and is a predicted model, not a curated record. Lineage: Eukaryota; Metazoa; Chordata; Actinopteri; Toxotidae. The transcript has 8 exons.